Molecule: messenger RNA, 870 nt
Organism: Alternaria atra
Lineage: Eukaryota; Fungi; Ascomycota; Dothideomycetes; Pleosporales; Pleosporaceae
Exons: 4
Coding region: 1-870 (289 amino acids)
Cellular component (GO): U2 snRNP; U2-type spliceosomal complex
Molecular function (GO): RNA binding
Source: RefSeq, a predicted model, not a curated record
AUGAGCGAGCUCGACGACUUCAUGGAGCAGACGGGAGGCCGUCCGUCUGCUUCGGACACUCCGCCUGCUGCUGACCCUUCCUUGACCGAAAACAGCAAGAAGCGCAAAAAUGCGAAGGAGCCUGAGGCCAACAAGAAGCCCAAAGUCAUGGAGAACAAGGCUAUCUGGAUUUCCAACCUGCCUCUCGAUGCCACUAAGAAGGAGCUCGAAGACGAGUGCUCGAGGUACGGCAUCAUCGACAAGGGCGCUAACGGCGAGCCGCGCAUCUACAUGUACGAGACCGAUGGCGUCUUCAACGGCACCGCCAUGGUCGUAUACUUCAAGAAGGAGGCAAUCGCCAAUGCCAUCAGGCUGAUGGACGAUUUCCCUCUUCGCCCCGGCGAUAAUUCAAACGGUAACAUCCACGUCGAGGCAGCCAAGAUCGAGCACAAGAAAGAGAGGGAUGUAAGUCGGCAACUCAACGAGUGGUCUGAUAACGAGGAUUACGUCGCCGAGACCUUGGCGCCCAAAAAGAACAAGUGGGCUAAGGUCGUCAUUAUCAAGAAUAUCUUCGACCUGGAGCAGCUCGAGGAAGACGCGAAAGCAUACCUGGAAAUUAAAGAGGACAUGCGCGAGGCAGCCGAGGAGUACGGCGAAGUCACCAACUGCACCUUGUACGACAGGGAGCCCGAGGGCAUCGUCACGGUCCGCUUUCGCGAGUUCGAGCCUGCGGAGAAUUUUGUGGCCGCCUUCCAGGGCAGGAGAUACAAUCAUCGUGGCCUUCAACUUUCGCUCGCAGAAGACAAGCCCAAGUUCAAGAAGUCUGGCCGUGCCAACACGCCUGACAGUGAUGACGAGGCGCCGGCGCCGGCGGCCAAAACCAAGGCCUAG